CAUCGAAUGACUAUUCAUCUAUUGUAUUUUGGUGUAAAUAUGGGAAAAAAGCUCUAUGGAAAAAUGGUGGUUCAAUUCUAUGUUGUUUAAUAGAAAAUUAGAAUACAGGUGCGGGUUAAGUGAAUCGGCGGAUAGUUUUGGUCCUAUUGAAAAUACCAAUCUAAGUGAACACCGAAUUUUUACGGAUACGGAUAAAAGCGUUUAUAGUUGGAAUGAAAGUAACAACUAUAGUUACAGUAAUGUUGAUUAUUCAGUCGGCGUCCGGGACAUCCGGAAUUUCCUAUCUGAAAAACAUUUUUUGGUUAAGGAUACUAAGAGGAAUAGUUAUUCCAUAUAUUUUGAUAUUGAAAAUAAAAUUUUGGAAAUUGACAAUCAUCAUUCUUUUCUAAGUGAACCAGAAAGUUUGUUUUCUAGUUAUAGUUAUACGAAUUCUAGCUAUCUGAAUAAUAUCUCUAAGAAUGAUGAUGAUCAUUACAUGUAUGGGACUCAAUCUAGUUGGAAUAAUAACAUUAAUAGUUGCAUUGAUAGUUAUCUUCGUUCUCAAAUCUUUAUUGAUAGUAACAUUUUAGAUGAUAGUGUCAAAUAUAAUGACAGUUACUUUUUUAGUAACAUUUGUGGUAAGGGCAAAAAUGGUAGUGAAAGCGAGAGUUCUAGUAUAAAAAAUCGCACAAACGACACAAAUGAUAGUGAUUUCACUAGAAGAGAAAGUUCUAAUGAUCUCGAUGAAAAUCAAAAGUACAAGCAUUUGUGGAUAGAAUGUGAAAAUUGUUAUGGAUUAAAUUAUAAGAAAUUGUUUCAAUCCAAAAUGAAUAUUUGUGAGCACUGUGGAUAUCAUUUGAAAAUGAACAGUUUAGAUAGAAUUGAACUUUCGAUUGAUCAGGGUACUUGGAAUCCUAUGUAUGAAGACAUGGUCUCUCUGGAUCCCAUUGAAUUUCAUUCAGAAGAAGAACCUUAUAAAGAUCGUAUUGAUUCUUAUCAAAGAAAAACAGGAUUAGCUGAGGCUGUUCAAACAGGUACAGGUCAACUAAACGGUAUUCCUGUAGCAGUGGGGAUUAUGGAUUUUCAAUUUAUGGGAGGUAGUAUGGGAUCCGUAGUAGGUGAGAAAAUAACCCGUUUGAUCGAAUAUGCUACCAAUGAGCUUUUACCUCUUAUUCUAGUAUGUGCGUCCGGAGGAGCACGUAUGCAAGAAGGAAGUUUGAGCUUGAUGCAAAUGGCUAAAAUAUCUUCGGCUUUAUAUGAUUAUCAAACAAAUAAAAACUUAUUCUAUGUAUCGAUCCUGACAUCUCCUACUACAGGAGGGGUGACAGCUAGUUUUGGCAUGUUGGGGGAUAUCAUUAUUGCCGAACCAAACGCUUACAUUGCAUUUGCGGGUAAAAGAGUAAUUGAACAAACGUUAAAUAAGGCAGUACCCGAAGGUUCACAAGCAGCAGAAUUUUUAUUCCAAAAAGGCUUAUUUGAUUCAAUCGUACCGCGUAAUACUUUAAAGUGGGUUCUGAGUGAGUUAUUUCAGCUCCACGCUUUCUUUCCUUCGAUUCAAAAUGAAAAAUCAAGCAUAGACUAAAAUUAUUUUUUUUUUCAAAAAUAAAUUAUGAGACAAAAAGCAAAUUAGAACACACAGGAGAAUAGUAAGACGAUAAUACUCGAAGAGUACUAAGAAUAAAAAAAAGGGUGUAUUAUCAUACAUAUGCUUCUUGCAGAAAUAGAAAGCGAAAUCCAUCCAUUUAUUUCAUUCUACAUUCCUUAUAUUAUUGAUUAUUUGAUUCUAUUUAUACUCUUGAUUCUUUUCUUAAUCUUUUUUUUUAUUAUACUUAGUAUAAUUAUUCAAUUUUACUAAGUAUAAGUAUAUAUGAAUUCGAUUGAUUAUAGAUUAUAGACUAUCUUUAUAAAAAACAGGAAUAAUCCAAAAAUUAAUAGAAAAAAAACAGGUACAAAUAUUAAAUUGAGGUCCCCUUUCUAUGAUAAACCUACCCUCCAUUUUGGUGCCUUUAGUGGGCCUAGUAUUUCCGGCAAUUGCAAUGGCUUCCUUAUUUCUUCAUGUUCAAAAAAACAAGAUUUUUUAGAUACGGAUAGUGGAGACAAAUCUCGUAUUUUUUUUUUUUAGAUCUGGAAGCAGUUCUAUGAUUUCCUCCUAAAGGUUUACAUCAAAAUAAUGCUAGUUGAUGAAAGUUACUUCGGAUCGGAUAAGUAAAGUAAAAUUCAUUAUGCUUGGGUUUUUUAUUUCCCCUAUUCCAAUAAAGUAGAACUGGAUCAAGUAUGAGUUGGCGAUCAGAACGUAUAUGGAUAGAACUUAUAACGGGGUCUCGAAAAACAAGCAAUUUUUGCUGGGCCUUUAUCCUUUUUGUAGGUUCAUUGGGGUUCUUAUUGGUUGGAGCUUCCAGUUAUCUUGGUAAGAAUUUGUUAUUUUUAUUUCCGUCUCAGGAAAUUCUUUUUUUUCCACAAGGGAUCGUGAUGUCUUUCUAUGGAAUUGCGGGUCUCUUUAUUAGUUCUUAUUUGUGGUGUACAAUUUCGUGGAAUGUGGGUAGUGGUUAUGAUCGAUUCGAUAGAAAAGAGGGAAUAGUGUGUAUUUUUCGUUGGGGAUUUCCUGGAAAAAGUCGUCGUAUUUUUCUCCGAUUCCUUAUCAAAGAUAUUCAGUCCAUCAGACUCGAAGUUAAGGAGGGUAUUUCUACUCGCCGUGUCCUUUAUAUGGAAAUCAUAGGACAGGGAGCCAUUCCCUUGGCUCGUAUUGACGAGAAUUUGACUCCGCGGGAAGUGGAACAAAAAGCUGCAGAAUUAGCUUAUUUUUUGCGUGUACCUAUUGAAGUAUUUUGAAAAAAAAAAAGAAC
This is a messenger RNA of Gastrolobium bilobum, 2822 nucleotides long. RefSeq names its product acetyl-coenzyme A carboxylase carboxyl transferase subunit beta, chloroplastic-like. The transcript has a single exon. Gene Ontology annotation, biological process: fatty acid biosynthetic process. Gene Ontology annotation, molecular function: acetyl-CoA carboxylase activity. The record is from RefSeq and is a predicted model, not a curated record. Gene Ontology annotation, cellular component: acetyl-CoA carboxylase complex. Bases 56 to 1561 code for a protein of 501 amino acids. NCBI's taxonomy places the organism in Eukaryota, Viridiplantae, Streptophyta, Magnoliopsida, Fabales, Fabaceae.